CUCUUCUCCCUCAGGAACAACUCAAAUUCCUUAAAACAACAAAAAUAAUAUAAAAGAUCUCUCUAGCUAUAAUCUUCUCCUUUUAAUUUUUAAUUCAUAAUCCCGAUAUUGUAAUGGAGGUUAACGGAUUAUCCCACGGAGGAGAAGUCGACGCUAUGUUAUGCGACGGAGAGAUCAAGAAGAAUGCCACGGUGGUUGGGGCUGAUCCUCUCAACUGGGGAGCUGCAGCGGAGCAAAUGAAAGGGAGCCAUUUGGAUGAAGUGAAGAGAAUGGUGAAGGAGUUUAGGAGGCCAGUGGUGAAUCUCGGAGGAGAGACUCUCACGAUCGGACAAGUGGCAGCAAUCUCGACCCUUGGAAACGGUGUGAAGGUGGAGUUGUCGGAGACGGCGAGAGCCGGUGUGAAAGCGAGUAGUGAUUGGGUGAUGGAGAGUAUGGGCAAAGGCACCGAUAGUUAUGGUGUUACUACUGGUUUUGGUGCUACUUCUCACCGGAGAACCAAGAACGGUGUCGCUCUUCAGAAAGAGCUUAUAAGAUUUCUGAACGCCGGAAUAUUCGGCAGCACGAAGGAAACAUCCCACACAUUACCACACUCCGCCACAAGAGCCGCCAUGCUCGUACGCAUCAACACCCUCCUCCAAGGCUACUCCGGCAUACGUUUCGAGAUCCUCGAGGCCAUAACAAGCUUCCUCAACAGCAACAUCACUCCUUCUCUCCCUCUCCGCGGCACCAUCACCGCCUCCGGAGACCUCGUCCCCCUCUCCUACAUCGCCGGACUCUUAACCGGACGUCCCAACUCCAAAGCCACCGGUCCCAACGGCGAAGCCUUGAACGCAGAGGAAGCCUUCAAAAUGGCAGGAGUCACCUCCGGCUUCUUCGAUCUCCAGCCUAAGGAAGGCCUCGCCCUAGUCAACGGCACGGCCGUUGGCUCCGGCAUGGCCUCGAUGGUUCUCUUCGAAGCCAACGUCCUCUCGGUCCUGGCCGAGGUUUUAUCAGCCGUCUUCGCCGAGGUGAUGAGCGGGAAGCCGGAGUUCACCGAUCAUUUAACUCACCGGCUGAAGCACCACCCCGGCCAGAUCGAAGCCGCGGCUAUAAUGGAACACAUUCUCGACGGGAGCUCGUACAUGAAGCUAGCUCAGAAGCUUCACGAGAUGGAUCCGUUACAAAAACCCAAACAAGACCGUUACGCGCUACGUACCUCUCCUCAAUGGCUAGGCCCUCAGGUAGAAGUGAUCCGUUACGCGACCAAGUCCAUCGAACGUGAGAUAAACUCCGUCAACGACAACCCGUUGAUCGACGUUUCGAGAAACAAAGCCAUUCACGGUGGUAACUUCCAGGGAACACCCAUCGGUGUGUCGAUGGACAACACACGUUUAGCUAUAGCAGCGAUAGGGAAGCUCAUGUUCGCUCAGUUCUCCGAGCUGGUCAACGAUUAUUACAACAACGGUCUUCCUUCGAACCUAACUGCUUCGAGGAACCCUAGUUUGGACUACGGUUUCAAAGGAGCGGAGAUCGCGAUGGCUUCGUACUGUUCAGAGCUUCAGUACUUGGCCAACCCAGUGACUAGCCAUGUUCAAUCAGCAGAGCAACACAACCAAGACGUGAACUCUUUAGGACUAAUCUCGUCUCGCAAGACGGCGGAAGCUGUCGACAUACUCAAACUCAUGUCGACAACAUUCCUUGUCGGAAUCUGCCAAGCCAUCGAUCUACGACACUUGGAGGAGAAUCUAAAACAAACGGUCAAGAACACAGUCUCUCAAGUGGCCAAGAAAGUUCUCACCACUGGAGUCAACGGUGAGCUUCACCCAUCACGCUUCUGCGAGAAAGACUUACUCAAAGUCGUCGACCGUGAGCAAGUCUACACGUACGCGGACGACCCAUGCAGCGCCACGUACCCGCUGAUUCAGAAGCUGAGGCAAGUCAUCGUUGACCAUGCCUUGGUCAACGGUGAGAGCGAGAAGAAUGCGAUGACUUCGAUCUUCCAUAAGAUUGGGGCCUUCGAGGAGGAGCUCAAGGCGGUGCUACCUAAAGAAGUGGAGGCAGCUAGAGCGGCGUAUGAUAACGGAACAGCUGCGAUACCGAACAGGAUCAAGGAGUGUAGGUCGUAUCCUUUGUAUAGGUUUGUGAGGGAGGAGCUUGGAACAAAGCUUUUGACCGGAGAGAAAGCGACGUCGCCCGGAGAAGAGUUUGAUAAGGUUUUCACGGCGAUUUGUGAAGGGAAGAUUAUUGAUCCGUUGAUGGAGUGUCUCGAUGAGUGGAACGGAGCUCCCAUUCCUAUAUGUUAAGAGUGAUUAAAGGUUCUCUGUUUUUUUUUUUUACUAUAAAGUUUUUUUUUAAAUGUCUGAAUAAUUUUACCAAAUGAUUGCCUGUGAAGUGGUUUCUGUCUUUGUCUAGUUUAUAAAUUGUCUGUAAAACUCAUUGCAAGUUCUCAAAGGAACAUUUUUUUUCUUGUGUGAAA
This is a messenger RNA of Brassica oleracea var. oleracea, 2455 nucleotides long. RefSeq names its product phenylalanine ammonia-lyase 1. The transcript is spliced from 2 exons. The record is from RefSeq and is a predicted model, not a curated record. Bases 114 to 2282 code for a protein of 722 amino acids. Gene Ontology annotation, biological process: L-phenylalanine catabolic process. NCBI's taxonomy places the organism in Eukaryota, Viridiplantae, Streptophyta, Magnoliopsida, Brassicales, Brassicaceae. Gene Ontology annotation, cellular component: cytoplasm. Gene Ontology annotation, molecular function: phenylalanine ammonia-lyase activity.